AGUGGGAGGCACAUAAAGCCGAGGAUAAGUCGUUAAAAAAAUCUAAAAUACUUUCCCCUUAACUCUCCACUUAACUGCUGAUUCGAAAGCUAACUUCAGCGUCGUGAAGUUUUUUUAUCAGUUGCCACUCGGACCUAAUUCAGCGGCGCACCAGGAACUUCCGCUCAGCGCGUUCCCUCUGCAUCAUCAAAGUUGACAGCAAAAAAACAUACAAAGUUUUUAAAGUUCACUGUCUCUGACAAAAACCGACAGCUGACGCCGCCGAUUGCUGACCUCCACCAGUAUGACCUCACUGACGAUGAUCGCUCGCGUGUCGGACGGACUGCCGCUGGCCGCGUCCAUAGAGGAGGAUGAGCAGUCAGGAAGAGACCUUCAGCAGUACCAGAGCCAAGCCAAGCAGCUGUUUCGUAAACUGAAUGCUCAAAGCCCUGAGCGCUGCACGCUGGAGGCUGGAGACAUGAACUUCCACUAUUUAAUAGCACAGGGCAUAUGCUACCUGUUCCUCUGCGGGGCUUCAUUUCCCAAAAAGAUGGCUUUUGCAUACCUCGAAGACCUCCACAGUGAGUUCUAUGACCAGUAUGGACGGAGAGUAGCCGUGGUAACGAGGCCGUACUCUUUCAUCGAGUUUGACACAUACAUCCAGAAAACAAAGAAGUCGUACAUUGACAGCAGGGCCAGGAGGAACUUAGGCAGUAUUAACACCGAGCUACAGGACGUCCAGAGAAUUAUGGUGGCAAAUAUUGAGGAAGUCCUGCAAAGAGGAGAAUCUCUCUCUGCUCUAGACACAAAAGCCAGCAACCUGUCCAGCCUGUCGAAGAAGUACCGCAGCGACGCCAAAUACCUCAACACCCGCUCCACAUACGCCAAGGUGGCCGCUGUGUCCGUGUUCUUCCUCACGCUCAUCAUCUAUGUGCGUUUCUGGUGGCUCUGAAUGACUCUCAGACAAGGACUCUGACAUAAGGGAGAGGGUGAAGAAGCGUUUAAAGUGAUCCUGUUACGUUUCUGUUCUUCACCAGGGUGCCUUAAAGGGGAAUAUUUAGUUUUUUCCUAUUGAAGGUCGAAAUUCUCUGUGCUUACGUCAUGUAUACAGUAUGAACUGAGCCGCUGCUCUGUGAUGGGACUUCUUUGUAUGGAAAUGGUGAGUUUAAGUACCUUUGUUUAUGGGAAUAUUAAGAGCAGGGUCUUAAUAAAUUAAUUCUAACCUGGUUUGGGGGUUUCAGUCUCAGCAUUAAGGAAACACUAUGUAUGAAUAAGCAGGUUUUGUGAAAAGUCUUAAUACUGUGAUAAAAGAAUGUUUAUUGUUCUCAAAGUUUACAUUGUAACAAAGUCUUAUUGAAAAUAUUAAAUAUUUAUCAAAUUGUAGUUUUUGUUUUGCAGUUGCAUUUCUGACAUGUUAUGUUAAAGGUAUAAUACGCAGGAUUUUCUGUAAACUAUGUCUAUGCCCCAUCUUCAGGGUCUACGUCCUGACCACAGCAGCCGCAGGUUCGAUUCCUCAGUCCUUUGCUUUAUGUCAUCCUCCCUCUCUCUCCCUUUAGCUUUCCUAUUUCCAAUAAAGGCAAAAGCCCUGCAAAAAAUCAUUAAAAAACUAUGUAUAUGGGGCGACCUGUACCUCACCUGACUAAGGCCUCUGCAGCUGCACGAGUUCGAUUCCUACCUGUGGCCCUUUGCUGUGUGUCAUCCUCUCACCUUCUGAUUUUGUCACAGCUUUCCUUUUACACUCAUACAAAAACAAUCCCCCUCAAUCAUCGCUUGUGGCCAACCAGAGGC
Messenger RNA from Plectropomus leopardus (leopard coralgrouper), 1767 nucleotides. RefSeq names its product SEC22 homolog B, vesicle trafficking protein a (gene sec22ba). Gene Ontology annotation, biological process: retrograde vesicle-mediated transport, Golgi to endoplasmic reticulum; endoplasmic reticulum to Golgi vesicle-mediated transport. Gene Ontology annotation, molecular function: SNAP receptor activity. The record is from RefSeq and is a predicted model, not a curated record. Lineage: Eukaryota; Metazoa; Chordata; Actinopteri; Perciformes; Serranidae.